GGAUAUAAAAUAAAACAACUCAAAAAAAAAGUUUGUUCCAUGAUUUGAGACGAAUUUCGUACCAACGGCCCAAUAUCGCUUCCUUAAUCAACGGCCCAAGCUUGGUAUUUAUUUAUUAAGGAACCAGAGAACCAAUGAACACAAGCCACCUCGAUACACCCAUUAGCAGCAUCAUCAUCAAAGGCGCUUCAUUGUUGUUGUUGUUGUUCGAGACGUCGUGACUUUCAUUACCGAGAAAACAUAAUUAUAGAGAAGCUCUCAAUCUUGUUUGCUUCUGGGCAGUAUCUAUGAUUACUGUAAUGGAUCCCUCUUUAAUUAUCUUUCCCUUUCAAGUGUACACACCAGUUGGUUCUCCAGAGCGCAGAGAUGGCGGAGAUGCAUCAAAACCCUGCGGCGGAGACGAUUCCCGGUACACCCGUAAUCCGGGAGGUGAGAACCGGAUCCGGGUCCCAGAAUUUCAACCCGGAGAGUACAAGGAGAGGAGGACUGAGAGCUGAAAUCGACAUUUAUUCACCGUUAUUUGGUGGUCGUGGGUCUCGGGUUCCGUUCAAUCUUGGAAACAACUACGACGGUGUGGGAGAUUUUGACAUAAAGAGGAUGAAAGAACAGACAGUGGAGCUUGAGAAGGAUCUGAUUAUGAAAGAGUUAGAAACACUAGAUCUUCUUGAAGCUCUUGGAUCAACCAAAAGCAUUGUUGAAGAUUUGAAGUGGCAGCUCCAGCAACAAGCACUUAGAUGCAAGGAGACCCCUCAACAUUUGCGUUCACACAUCAAAGAGAUGAUCGAUGAACGCUCGCCAGAUCUGACCCUCUUGGAAUUGAAGCAAGCAAGUAUGAAUAUUGGUAAAACCAUGGAUGAUCUUGCGUUAAUCCAAUCCUAUUCUGAAUCUCUGAAUAUAAAAACGAAGGAAGAGAAAGAUGUCUUUGGAGUAGUGUCUCUAGCUGAGGAGCUUAACAGUUUGAGGUUUAACCCAGCAGGUCCUGAUGAAGGAGAGAGGUUCAAUACCGAGAAUUUACUUGUGAACCCACAAUGUGAACAGAUUAAGAUGGUAGUUGAAACCAAUGAUACAGCUUUUCAUAAACAGAGCAAGACUUGCCUGAGAACUGCAGAAAUGAGAUUGGUUGCUGCAAGAAAAAUGGAAGAGGCUGCACGAGCAGCGGAAGCAUUUGCGAUUGCUGAAAUGACCAUAUUAUCCAGCGUAAAAAACGAAGACACAUUCUGCUUCCCGGAGCCACCAUGUUUUCCAUUAACACUUAAAGCACAGAUGAACAAAGAAUUAUCCGCCAAUGUCUCAAGAAUAGAGAUCUUGAGGAAGCUGGAGGAAGCUAAUGAAGAAGUUAAACAAAGUAAAAAAGCUUUGGAGAUGGCGUUAAACCGGGUAGAAGUCGCCAAUACGAAGCAACUUGAAGCACAAGAUGCGUUUCGCCAAUGGAACAUAGAGUCAUGGAAAGACCAGAAAGCUGUUGGAGCAAAACACUCGAUGAAAAGAGACAGCUUUCCUCAACGCUCCUUCUUGAGCCAUGUGAAUCAGCACGAGCCACUGAUCGAUCUCCUUGAGCCAAUGCUGAAACGUAACGUCUCAAUGGGUAAUAAUGUUCUUAACCGAAAAGACGAGAAACAGUUGGUCACGCCGAGAAGAAAGUUUAGGUUCAUACAAACACAUCAAGAUUCCAUUGGAGAAACAGAGUAAGCUAAAAAACCCAGCUUUUAAAAACAUGUUUUGCACAUUUCAAUUCCUGUUUUUUUUUUUUUUUUUUAUUGUUUGAUCAUUGAUAGGUGUUGUUGCUUCUAUCUUAAACAAACCCCAGAUGAUUAGAGUGAACGUGUUUUUUUUUUGACUCAAAUGUGACGAAAAGAAAAACAUUAUAAAAAUUAAAGCUUCUAGUAAUCAUAAUUAAUUAUGGGAGUAGUUAGUGAAGGGCACUGAUCAUAUGAUUUAGGUGGUGGGCAUUUUCAUUGUUUUAUGAGUCUUAACUACUGCAUUUAAAGUGUAGAUUAGCAAAUUAGGUGAUCCAUAAUCAGUACCUCAACUAUGUAUAUUUUUUUAUAACUUUGGUCUUUACAAAGUUUCUUUCUAGAUUCUCAAAAUAGAAACUGAAAGUCUGAAACAUUCAGAUUGCACUACGGAGAAUAAAAAAGAAACACACUAUUUACGAUUUUGGAGUGGUCAGAUUCAGAAUGAUGACGUGGCCAAGACUUUUAAGGCAAUCUAAAACUAUCCAAUAACUAAAUGCCACGUGUUUCAGUCUUCACAACAAAGAUUUCGUCUGGAACCCUCGUAUUGGCUAGGAAGUGGGACCAAUUCGAAACCAAAGAAAGAAGAAAAAAACUGAGUAAACAAAUAAUUCAAAAAAUAAAGUUGGAAAAUUAAGAGCGGCGUGGGUUAGCAAAAUCAUUGUCUCAGGCUAAAAUGUGCCACUCCCAACACCGUGGGAUAGUCUUUUCCAAGUGUCAACUAUCCGACGGUACGUUUGGUACUUUUUAAAAUUAGGUUGCUUUGCUCUCGUUUCGUGUCAAUAAUCCAAAAAGACAACGUCUUUAUAUUUAUUGAUUUUGUUUCUCCUAAACAUUAAAUGUUGUAGCUUUUGGAUCCAUUUUAGUAUGUUAUAAAAUAUAUAAAAAAAACUUCUGCUUUGCUUAUAAAACGGAAAGGAUGUAUAGUACACAAAGAUCCAGAUCAACCUCAUAGAAAGGAAAAAAAAAGAAGGGAAGAUCUCCUUGUUCAAAGUAGUCAAUAAAUUGGCCAAUAUCGAUCUUUAGAAAGAUCCAUCGAUGGGUCCAUGGCAUGGCGACCGGACCACCGCGUCCGCCUCGACGGAUCGAGUCGCUCCGAGCAUGGUACCGACAAGUUUCAGGCUAAACCAUAUGGAGAAGGGAAGAUAACGAGAUCUCUCUAGACGUGGAUGGGAUUUUCGGUUCAAAGAUGGAAUAUACGUAUAAAUUCAAAUCGGAAUAAAGUUUGAUAAGUAGCAUAUAGAAUCAUUAUCAAUGUGUUAGAAUAUUAUUCUCAACCUAUGUUUCGUUCAUCCCAAUUCCCACAUUACCUCUAAAGGUGAUCUCAAAAGGCAAGUCAUUUUUUCUGGCUAUUAAAUGAAGCUUCGAUUACGAAUACUUUUCCAAUAUUUUCUCCCCUAAUUUAUUAAGUGCUUUGCAAUGGAGAAAGAUUUGAUGGAAUUGGUAGUUACUAGUUUGUAUGAAUAUGAUAUGUUUAUAUAUUGUAAA
Arabidopsis lyrata subsp. lyrata is the source of this 3221-nucleotide messenger RNA. RefSeq names its product WEB family protein At3g56270. Bases 367 to 1689 code for a protein of 440 amino acids. The record is from RefSeq and is a predicted model, not a curated record. The transcript is spliced from 3 exons. Lineage: Eukaryota; Viridiplantae; Streptophyta; Magnoliopsida; Brassicales; Brassicaceae.